CCUCUCUACUCUGUACUCAUCAACCAACAACUCACUUCUUUGCGUGCGUUGCAGUGAUUACUGCUUCUCUCCGAUCUUUUUCUUCCUCACCAACGUCAGUGUCAUUGCAACUAAAAAGCAAUUCCGACUCGAAUUUCCUUUGGUCCCGCAAGGACAACUUUAUCGCACGAUGGCUACGUUCCUUCGGCGACCUUUUGCUCUCUCGGGAGCAGUCCUGAAGGAGCUCCCGAAAUCCUCUCCUUCAUCCGCAGCUCGAUCAUUCCAUAGCGGUGCCUUCUUCACGGCCCCAAGACCUGCAACAUCUGCAACUGUUUCUCGCAACGCAUUUGCUGCAUCCCGCUCCGCUGCCUUCUCGUCCACAUCCAAGACAUCCGGCGUCUUUUCUUCUCCUCUUGCCGCGCUCCGCUCCCGUGGGAACAAUGUCCUCCAAUCCACCUUUCGACGAACGUACACGAAUCAGGGCUACCAAGCCUCUGCUCCUAAUGCCGGUACGCUCACACAGCGUUUGCUCUAUGGCGCGGGAAUCGUUGGCGGUACACUUGUGGCCAUCAACCUCAUUUUCAACCGUGAGACGCGUGAGGAUGGCGGCAUGCCGCCUUUUGAGCGAAGCUUUCUGAAUGAGACUUUCCUCCACACUGGCCUUGGCGUGGGUAUCAUUGGUAUUGCCGCUCGUGCUCUGCACGUGAAUGGCUGGAGUUACCGCCUUAUGGCAAUGAACCCCUGGAUGGUCAUGGGCCUCAGCUUGGUUGCUAGCAUCGGUACUAUGUACGGCACUUUUAACACGCAUCCUAGCAACUACGUCCAAAAAUACGCUCUCUGGGCCGGGUUCAACCUGGCUCAGGCUGCCAUUCUCUCGCCUCUUAUGUUCAUGUCCCCUGCUCUGCUCGCCCGUGCAGGUCUCUACACCGUUGCCAUGAUGGGCUCUAUUGCAUUCGUUGGUGCCACUGCUAAGCAGGAGAAGUACCUCUACCUCGGUGGUCCCCUUCUUGCUGGUGUUGCGAUUGUUGCCGUGUCUGGUCUCGCCCCCCUCGUUCUUCCCGCAACUGCGGUUCGCACCCUGGCUUGGAGUGAGAAGAUCUGGCUCUAUGGCGGUCUCGCUGUCUUUGGUGGCUUCACCCUGUAUGACGUCCAAAAGGUUUUGCACCAUGCUCGUCUCUCCGAGCGCGGUCUUAUCCCCCGCGAUGUCGUUAAUGAGAGCAUCUCGCUCGAGCUCGACUUUUUGAACAUUUUCAUCCGCAUGGUUCAGAUUUUGGGUAUGAGACAGAACAACCGUCGCUAAAUGUAACCCAAGAUUUGUUGAUCGCUUUCGGACUCGGAGAUCUAUGGAUGAAGAUGACUGGGAGGGGAGAACAGAGAAAAUAUCAAUUUGCGAUUAAUGCACUUUAGCAAGAGCUAUGAUAGAUAGACUCUUUGCAGCGGAGUUUUGAGCUUUAUCUGUCAAGGAUUAUAUCAUUACAUUUGUACAGUCUUUUCUUUUCUUUUUUCUUUUCCCCUUUAAAUUUAUUUUUAUGAUCUAAUGUCUCCCCUCUU
Messenger RNA from Xylona heveae TC161, 1530 nucleotides. Its product is annotated as growth hormone-inducible transmembrane protein. Bases 170 to 1279 code for a protein of 369 amino acids. The record is from RefSeq and is a predicted model, not a curated record. The transcript has 2 exons. Gene Ontology annotation, cellular component: mitochondrial inner membrane. Lineage: Eukaryota; Fungi; Ascomycota; Xylonomycetes; Xylonales; Xylonaceae.